Dermacentor andersoni is the source of this 1949-nucleotide messenger RNA. RefSeq lists its product as uncharacterized. The record is from RefSeq and is a predicted model, not a curated record. NCBI's taxonomy places the organism in Eukaryota, Metazoa, Arthropoda, Arachnida, Ixodida, Ixodidae.
CACGCGCGAGCACGGGCUCCGAACGAAGAAGAACGACUGGCCGUCGUCUGCGGCGGCCGUGUACCGCGCCUCGAAGACCUGCCGCGAUCUGUAUUGCGCUGGGUCACAAGCAUGGAUAUUAGCAGCAGAGACAGCGUCAUUGUCGUCGCCACCUUCUGCUGCGUCAACAAUUUCGUGAUCUUUUUGGUACACGUGUUCCCACCUGAAGGCAGGUUCAACAACAAGGAAGCAGAUCAUAUGGUCUACAUCAUCGGCGUGAAGACUUUCGAGAGCGCAGUCAGCGUGAUUGUGGAUAUCAUGACCAUCAUCGGGGUGUGGGGCAUGGACAAGCGUACUACUGCGACCCGUAAGCAGGCACUCGGAUACCGCCAAAGGUUGAUUGCUCGCCUAAAGGAACCAAAACGUGCGCUGCUCCUCUUCAUUAUUUGGUCUAUCACCACGUCACCGGCGAGCGUUGGCACCGACAUGGUCUACAAUUACCACACAAGCGGGAGCAUGGAGAUGUUCAUAAUGAACGCUGUGAUCCGAUGUUCAAUUGAAGCGGCUAAGUUCUACGUGCUGUACCGUUUCUUCCGGCUCUACAAUCGGCUGGGGGCCGCCGACCUGCCCAUUGUCGUCGAAGGAGCCACGGAGGCCACAUCUCCCGCUGUCCUGGCGUUGACCGCAACCAGUGGCGGCAGCGGGACGACGGGCGCCGAGGCGACGGAGUCGAGGACAGGAGCGGCACACUUCAGACGACGCACGCCUUACGGGGCAGGAUCCGUGCCGAGGAGGAGGAGCAUAAUGGGCGCCGACACUGGGUCCGACGACCCGAACCUCCGCGGCCAAGGGAGCACCGCGGCGGCACAGCGUCGUCCUUCAAACCGCGCUGACCGCCGCGGCAGCACCAGUCAUCUUAACGACAUCGUUCAGGACGCAGGCGCUGUUACCAAUGGGGCUGGUGGUCUCAAGCUGGACGUCGAGCACAAAACCUCCAACGACUCGCCCUGCAAAGCGGCCUCCGUCAGGCCCAGCUCGCGCAAGCAGUCGUACGAGUUUGGCGGUGAUACUUCCAGUCCCGCCGGCGCGCUGGGCAAGAAACGUGCCCUACCUGAGCGCAGGUCCGGUCGCCGCCUGUCUAUCAUGUCUCCAACGGGACAGGUGGCCAACGUACUGCAGCCCGUGCCAGAGGCGGCACCGUUGCCCGAUAGCAACGUCUCCAUGGCGUCGUCUUCGCCAACGUCCCCGUCGGCUCGUACCGUUCUACAAAACCAGCAGGAUGGGUCUCCGCGGCACUACCAGAAGAAACACCGCAAGACCGGGGAGGAAGAGCACGUUUCCGAGCCUCUGACAGCUCGAGAGGACGCUCCCGUUCUCGCGACUGCCGAAGCCGCUGAACGCACGGCAGCGGCCGAGCGGCCUUCAGCCCUGCGGCGACAUGGACGAGGCGGCCACCGGCACAUGACGUCAGCCUCGCCAUCGGCCAGCAGCGGCUCGACGCAGUCGGUCUCGCCGGACAAGUCCGCGCAGGCCACAGAAGGCGUGACGUUGGAGGAGGAGUCCGCUAUGACGACGACGACGUCGACGAGGAGGGAGAAGAGCAAGUCGAAGGGGACUUCGAGGCGACGGUCGCGUUCCGGCGACAAGUCCAAGACUAAGCACAAGUCUUCAAAGAAACAUCCGCAUACGUCGACGAAAAAGUCUUCGCCUAAGAUGCAGUCGUUCACGUCGUCAGCGGAGUCGCCUGUGAAGUCACCAGCAGACGAGUUUUCAAAUAAGCAGUAGAAAAUGCAGUCUCGGUGUCCCAUCGGAGAUAGCAUUUUCUUUUUCCUCUAAACGUUUCUUUUUUAUGUGAGACUCUGUAUAUUCGGCUCAAUGUAGUUAGUUGAAGUGGUGUUACUUGUUCACUAGUUCCCCGCAUGGAGGUCUUACGUCGAUUUGACGACAGCGUAUAUAGUCAACUUCGCAGU